This is a messenger RNA of Drosophila serrata, 2556 nucleotides long. RefSeq lists its product as uncharacterized. Lineage: Eukaryota; Metazoa; Arthropoda; Insecta; Diptera; Drosophilidae. The record is from RefSeq and is a predicted model, not a curated record.
CAGUGCGUGAGUGUAUAUAUAUAUGUAUAAAUAUAUAUGGCACCUUGAGCUGCCGCCGAAAUGUGUUCAUAGUGCGUAAGGCGUAGUCAUGGAGGAGGAGCAGCAGGUGCCACUGCCCCACGAACUGACCGCCGAAUGGACAGUGCGGGCACAUCUCACCUUUGCCCGGGCUGGAGAGCCGGUGCAAAAGGAGUUGAGUGCCCCAGAGGCAGUGCAUCCGGUGCGUGUGGUCUACAAAUGGUGUACACCCUCCGAGGAAGCCGAGGAGCAGGAUGUGGAUAAGACAGCAGCCACCAAUAUCACAGGGGCCAGCUUCCGUUCCACCAACUCCUCGGCCACAACCAAUGCAGAUUCUGCUUUCGGCAGUCCCCACGCAUCCAGAGCUGCUCGAAUUCCGGCACCUGCUCCUGCUCCAUCUCCCGUGGGAGCUACUGCCCAAGUGUGCGGCACACGAUGUCGCAGCACCUGCAACAUAAUGGUAUCCGCUGUGGCGGAUUUUCUGCCUCAGGAUGCUGGGAUAGUGACGACAAACAACGAACCCUUUGUGUACCACAGCAAAGUACGGGCCCAGCAGCUGAGAGAUGCCUUCUCCCAGACAAGCGAUACGGAGGAGCAGGUGCCCAAGAGGCGUCCAGCUUAUGAGCAACGAAGGGCCACCACCGAAGCGCUGAUGAACUUUACCAGCAAACGGCAGGCGGAGGAGGCUAACACAUAUGUGCCACCCUACUCGCCCACGCCCACUACGCCCUCGUCCACAUUCAAAUCGGCUUCAAUGUCGAGGAUACCACCGCUGGCAAGUCAAGGAUCUGCUGCUGCAACGCCUCGUCCCUCUAAUCCGGGCGAGAAAAAGCCCCGCACUGUACACAUUGAUGUCUACUGCACUGGCUCCGAGGAGGAGGAAGAGGAGAUGGCCGAUGAUGAGCGACAGGCUAGCUCCAGUUCUUCGGAUUCCGAUUUAGCUGGCAGCAAACGCUACGAACUAGACUCUAAUUCCACACCGCAAACCGUGCUGGACAAUGAGCAGAUGCUACUGCGCCACCAACGGAUCUCUGGCGGAGCAAUGCCCAGACGCUUGGCUCAAAGUCCCAACCAGCAGAGUGGUUCAGGAUCACAGAAUCAGCACAAGGAGCAAUUAAAUCUAGGACAUGCCAUCACCAAAUGCAGCACCGCCGAGGAAGUGAGCGAGUCCAAGCAGUUGCUCUUCCGCAAGCACAUCGGUGACCAGCGGGCAGCCAAGUUGGCCAAUCUGCGGCAGAAAUACAUGCGUCAGCCGAGCGAUGAGACCAGCAGUAGCACCUAUCCGAACUCCUCGAGAUCCACAAUGCCACGAGAUGCGACCUGCAGCAGUAUAUCGAGUGUUAUGGGUGGCGGUGGCACUGGCGAUUAUAUGGACUCCUCGUGGAAGGAUACGGAUGAGGUAGACACGCCCAAUGUCAGCUUCGGCUUGACCAAGUCGGAUAGCUUUGACUAUGAGAACUCGCUGGAUCGGUUGCGCAUUAGCCAGAUGGAGCGUCUGUGGUCCCGCCAGCACUCCUUGGACCAGAGUCCAGUGCACACACAUUUGGGAGCACCAGCUCCGCAUCCUUUACAGACAAUCACAGAGGUGCAAUCGCAGAGGAGCUCCUUCCAGCGCAGCGAUACCAUACCAUCGGAAUCGGAUGGCUUCUCGGAUGCCAAUGGCUUCAAUACUUACCCAGGCAGGCAGAUUCAGUCUCAUCUGCAGCAGAAUUCGCAUUUUCCACGCAAUCGUCCCGGUUUUCUGCAGUUCUUUGGACCCAACAAUAGCGGACCAAGCAGUGGACCAACGCCACCAGCCACGGCACCAGUUCAACCCGCCGCUGCUUCGACUACUGAUCCCUUCCGGCUGCUCCACCCAAGCUAUCGUUGGAAGAGCGAGGCUCGCGAUAACCUCAGUGUACAGGUGGCAGCCUCUGGAUCACCCUCCUCAGAGCGUAGUUCUCCCCAGCUCCUGUCCGCAGCCACCACAGUGCUGCGUUGUGGCAGUGAGGCCCCGCCGAGCACCACAUCGGCCAGUACUUUUGGCACCACUGUGCCGGCACCAACGCCUUCACCACUUCAAGUGCGUCGCUUUGAGAUUUCACGAGACAGUCCCAGUUUGGCCAGUGAAACGUCCACAUCCCUCUCCGGCUACACUCAUGAGCAUUUGGAGAAGGCACGACGCUUUGGCAAUGUGGUGGCAUCGACACGGAAACCUGGCCAUCAUGUGGGACCCACCAAGAAUCCCAGCUGCCAGUGCGAGAGCUGUCAACGCUGGAUGGCCGAGAGGUUUCAGUUGCGCGGAAGAGCCUUCUCUUUGGGCGAGAAACCGCUGCUAAGGCGACCUAAGAUGUAGAAUUGCAGAAAUCAUACAUUUAUUUCAUUAUCUAAGGCUUGCAUUUAACACUUUGCUUUAGGAGCUUGCUCCCUGAGAAACCAAUUAACCCGAAACCCUAAUCACGAAGUCCUUAAAACACCCAAUUUCUUUCGAUUUAGAAGUAAGCCAAUGUAAGCGAAUGUUCCUCACACAGAAAAACACUUGAAAUGUGCGCUGAAUCA